Messenger RNA from Amoebophrya sp. A25, 2964 nucleotides. NCBI's taxonomy places the organism in Eukaryota, Dinophyceae, Syndiniales, Amoebophryaceae. The record is from the annotation of a GenBank genome assembly.
UUCUCAAGUACUCCAACUGGUCCACCUGGUGGUCGUGAGCAACAAGUUGUAGAUCCACCUCCAUGUGCUUCUUCUACAACAGCAGCCCCAAUAGGACCUAGUUGUACUUCUGCAGCUGCCGUUGUCCAAUUGCCUUUGUUAAGGCUUCGCCUAGUCCAUCUGCGGAGGCAUCUUGGAGACGUUUUCAAGGGGAAAACUGUCGCAGGAUGGCCUUCGAGAUGGAUGAGGGUGGGCUCUAACCUUGCUGUUAACAAGUCAAGAGGCAGCUUCUCCGCGAAGCAACGCUUCCUCAAGUGAAAUGGUGUCUAAAAUCUUGGCCGGAGAUGCCAAAUCUGCGGAAGCAUUUUUACGUAACCUAGAUGAAACACGGGACUUACUAGCAAAACAACUAGAGACGUUUCAGAAUCAAGUGGCAAAAGCAGACCACUCAGGAGGAGCAGCAGCACCUGUAUGCACUCAAAAAGAUGUUGUCCAACCAGCACAACCACAGCCUCCUCAUCUUCGUGGUCUCAUUAACAAGCAGGAGGAUCUACUAGUCGACGAGUUCAACUAUUAUACGUCGACGUGUGCUGGCUAUAACGGCUGGAGUCUUGCUGACGAUAAUAAGGUGUUGUGCACGCCGCGCCGCGUAGACGUUCUCCUCGAUGAAGAAGGAGGAUCACCGUGUCACAUCCAAUCACCAGAGCCACACCGAUGGGUGCACCAAGGACGCAAGGUUGUCGUACCACCUGCGUCACAGCAGGUUGCUCCUAGACUGGUGACUCAGAACAACGUGUUGAGAGGCAAGGACAAUCACAUGAGCAACAAGGUACGCAACAAGGUAGUAGAAUCUUCUGAAUCUCAUCCUCACUGUCAAUACAGUCACAGUGAAACACAAGUACAAGAAGAAGGAGAUCCACAAGGUAGUACAACUGUCCUGGUCAGCCAAGACGUUGAUCAGGUGAACGAUCAAGAAAACGACAUCCUCCUUCUAGCUCCCGAGCAUGGCGCUUCGGUGACCGAACACCUCAAAGCAGUUAUCGCAGACAAGGUAUUCGACCUCGUUAUCGACAAAUAUAGUGACGACUACGAUUAUGGCUUCCCACACACGCAUUGCGCGGCCCUCCACUAACUGACAUCGAUCCAUGCUUGGCCUCGUCCCCGGUUCCACUAGGAACGAGGUCAGAGAUCAUGUUUUGAAAAAUGCAAUAUCGUCCCAAAAACUUCUUCUAACACCAAGGGGACGUCGGAUGCGUGUUCCAGCGAGCGCGAUGCCGCUUGUACAGCAACAACGUGUACGACAUCUGCAACACGAAUGUUAUUCUUCGACCGGCCCUUCUAGUGAGGAAGAUGACGCGUCACGGCUACUUCGAAAACGCUUUGCGGAGGAUUUUGCCGUCGUAUCAGAAUUAUGGUUCGUCUUCAUCUUCAUCUAGUAAUCCUUAGGUAUUACUACUGCUAGAUCUACAUCUAGAAGAUGUUAGAGUUUUAAUGAAGAAAUAGGAAUUUCUGUUGCAGCUGUGGAUAUAAUUGUGCUAGUACUAUUCCGCGUAGCUUAGCGUGGAGGUUACCAGCACCAGAAGUACUAGCACCAGCACGAGGACCGAAAGUGGCAGCGAAUGAACCUUCUUCUAACACUCGCGACUUGCAGACAACGACCGGAUCUACGUUGUGGAAGUGAACGGCGUCUCCAGGGACCUUGCGGAAAUGUUCUAUACCUUGAAAGCAGCACGAAGCCUCGUACUGUCGCUCAUUAUCACCCGUAGGUGAGAAGGGUAAAAGCUGACAUAAGUGAACAGUUACUAGAGUGAAUAGGAAGGAGAACAGUUACUACAGUGAAGUGUUUGCGACCGCAUGGGCUGAAGGUCAGUCGUUGGCGCCUUGUUUGUGUUGUUUCUUGUUUGUUUGGUUGUUCGUCGUGGCCUUGUGCCCGUUUCCUUUCUCUCCAAUCAAACUAGGGCUAGCAAGGGUUAGUGGGUACUUGAUUGCUCAUUCUUGACUUGAUCAUCUAGCACAGAAUGGAGUAGCAGCUGCGUCUGCAGUAAACAACUCAAUAUUUUGCUACGCAUAUUAACUUAUAAUAAGUAAGUAGACAUUGACAUGAAUGAACAGUUACUACAGUGAAUAGAAAGGAGAUUUUUCAGGCCUUAAUAGAUUGCGGGGUACUUGCAUUUGUAACUACAACAGAUAGAAGCGCUAAUAAAGUAGUACAGAUAUUAUUCGUAGUUCAAGUUUAAGAUAGGUAUCAUACGUUUUCAUCUUGUCACUGCGUGAACAUCAUGUUGACAAAGAAAGUAAGAAACUAGUCGUAAAUCAGGCAGUACUACAUGUUGUUGAAAGUUUUAGGAUUGAUCAUGUUAGUUUGUAGCUCUGUCGUAAAUCAAAUGUACCACUCAACAAGAAGAGGUUUCGAGACUGUUGAAGUUUAGAGAAUUUAACUCGUCAUGUGUGCAGCUGCUGAACACGUGCGGGGGUAGCAUGUUUUUUACCACACUACGUAUCUAUAAGUUGUUGAUCUGGGUUAUUUGAGUCAUUUUGAUAUGUGAGUAUGUCACAGGAGAAGCAAACGCCGAUUGUUAGUAACAUCAACGAAAUUUCGAAUUUGCAUAUAAUUAGUCUUUUUAGUUCUUCCACAUCCACUUUUGCUGUUCUUGUACUUAUAAAUAUCAUCUAGGAAAGCGAAAACAGCAGCUCAAGCACGAGCUGAAAACAUGGAGGUGUUGACAUGUCAGAGAAAGCAUAUCAUCAAAGUAUCAUGAUCAUGAUCGUCCCAGGACGUAGAGGUGCGGCAGUCGCAGCUGCGGGGAGGUCGGCGCCCUGUGGAGGCAAACUGAUUGAUUGGCUGCUUGAUCAUGGUUUUCUGAUGAAGAUCGCGACACACUUGCAACACUAUAGCAAUCUUGGAAAGGAGUCCUCCCUACACGAGGUUGCUGGCCCGCCUUCGGAAACGAUGUGGGUCAUAGCGCCUAGAAAUCGGAAAGCGAG